Entrophospora sp. SA101 is the source of this 576-nucleotide messenger RNA. The record is from the annotation of a GenBank genome assembly. NCBI's taxonomy places the organism in Eukaryota, Fungi, Glomeromycota, Glomeromycetes, Entrophosporales, Entrophosporaceae.
AUGUUACAUCAUGUCACACAACUUCAUGAACCAUUAUCAGCACCAGUACUCACCACAGCAACAACAGCAACAACAAAUAAGCAACAAUAUGAUCAAGAAUCACAAUCGAUGCAAUCUAUAAAUACAUCAUCAUCAUCACAAAAUCAAAAAAAUGAAAAGAAUCUACAAAUGCAUUUGUUUGAAGAAGAAACACCACUAAAACAAUAUAAACAUCGUCUCCAAAAAAUAGUAGAAGAGGACAAGGCCUUACCACCAACAUCAGCAAUGCCAUUAUCUUCACGUCAUCGAAAAAAAAAUUUCUUUUCAAGUCUUUUGGAUCAAGAUGGUGAUCCUUCAACUGCAUUUUGGUUUGGAAUGUUUUUAUUUAUCUUGAUUACAUUUAUUCUCACUGGUAUCUCGAUUAUUUUUUUUGUGAAUCGACCUGAAAAUGUUGUUGGCAAUUAUUAUAUCAAACAAUAUUGUCCACCUUCAGCAAGUUUGCCGUGUCCAAUUGGUCAAAAGUUAUGUAUCAACUAUGUUGGAUUUUGUCUAAGAUAUGUUUGUGUAUCAAAUAGUUUUCGUCAAAAUACUUGUUAG